GUAUGUAUGUAUGUAUGUAUAUAUAUUCCUGAACAAAAUCUUAAGACCAGGGAAAAUAUUACAAGCUGUAAUGAGUCUGUCUGUGUUUUGCCCUGUUUCUGUCUGCUGUCUGCCGUGCUGUUAAUUGUUUGCUCCGCUCACUCAUUGGUUACCAUGGACACUAAUUGCACUCUAUCUCCCCCCCAGGUGUAUCAUGUUAGUCACUGAUUGUCUCUGCUUGGUGAUUGGUUCCUGCUUGCUAUAUCUACCCUGUUUGUGCACUUCCCUGGUGUUGGUCGUUGUUGUAUGUUGGUGUUGAUGUUCCCGUUUCCUGUGUGCUCAGUAUUCUGCCCUGUUUUGCCUGCCCGUUUGUUUGCCUGUUUCUUGUCUUGGUUUAUUAAAAGUCUAAACUGCACUUGGAUCCUCACUCGCCUUUGUCUCGUCGUGACACAAGCAUUUACAGUACACUUUGCACUGGUGGAUUGUAACUAGGUUGUAAGUACUUCUUCAAAAUGCCAAAAGAAGAAACGAGCAAGAGAUAACAAAUAGAGAGUAGGCAAUUUAUCAAAAACUACAUUUAAACUCAAACAUGAUCUCCUGAUGGCAAAAGCAAAAAGGCUUUCUUUUUUUUUAACGUGGCAGGAUUGUUGAGCUGCAGAAGCAAGGGCUAUUGCAGCGUGCUGUCCCAAGGUUGGGACGCAGUAAGAUCAUCUUUUAAAUUUCUUAAAAGAUCCUGAGUUAUGGGAUAAAAAAAACAAGUGGUAGACCCAAAAAAAAUUCACCUGCACUGAGCUGGAGGAACCGACGGGCUUUCCGUGAAGACACAGGCCGAUCCUCCAACCAAAUUAAGGCCAUUACUGAUACUGUCUGCAGUCCAAUAACCAAUAUCCUUCAAUUGGAAAAUAGAGCUUCAGGUUGUGUUCCCCUGAUCUAAAUCCCCUUGAGAAUGUUUGGGGAUGGAUGGCAUGGGAUGUUUACAAAAAUGGUUCCCAUUUCCAGACUGUGGAUUCAUCUUCACCACAUGGAGCAAUGUUCCCACCAGCCUCCAGGAAGCAGUUGCAUCGAGCAGGAAACAAGUGUUAUCGAGCAGGAAACAAGUUAUCAACAAGAAUGUGCUGCGUAUCCAGUGCAGCCUUCCUCCUGGCAGACUCAUGGAAGCAACUCCUGCAGCAUAUUGAAUUGAUUCACAUCAAACACAAGUUUAUCACUGAACUGAUCGGUCAUCUUAAUACCAUUUGGGAAGAGAGUUUCCAGGAAACACCAAAUCCCUCUGUCUUCCCGUCAGGCCCCUCCUCCCCAAGAGCUCUACUUACCUACACCUCUGAUGUCCUUUCUAAAUGGCUGGCCUUGAACUGCCAUGUUGAGAUAUGUGUAUUCCUCUCUCCAACUCCUCAGCAAGAAAAAGAACACAGUGGUAUUGACAGAGAACCGGCUGAGGAGGAGUCCAUAUAUGGGACAGAAGGAGAAAGAGGAAAACGGUGGCUUACUGUCGUUGCAAAUAACGGGGAUGUGGGGUCGUCUGCUUGUCCAUCCUUCUUCCUUUGUAUUCUUUGUUGUCUGAGGAUGCUGCUGGAUGUAAUGCUGAAAGAGCUUGGAUGAGGACGGAGCUUCAUCCUGAUUGGAAAACUGAGAGAUUGUGGCUAAUAUGCCAUGACACUUAGCUACUGUGGUAAGCUUAGUAGACUGUAUUCAGUCAGAUCAACAUUUAUAUGUAAUGAAGAAGAUGUGUUUGCUGCUUCUUGGUGCUGAGGAUUGAAUGGUGGUCAGUUAAUAGCUAUGGCAUCCCUUCUUAGCUUGUUCCAUAUAAACCUUGAGGCCAGUGGAUCCUACGAUAGAAAGCGGUGUUUCAGCAUGCAAAAUGUUGAUUGGUAGAAAUAUUUUUCAGACACAGUCUUCAGUAAACACUUUGUCUCGUGCAGGAUCCUGCGAGCAGAUGAGCGAGGUGGUAAUACACCUCAGAUAAGAUGCCAGUUCAUUGAUAAGCAAAGAAGUACUAACAUGAUAUUACAGUGAUAUUACAGUGUCAUUCUGAUUCAAAAUAACAUCUAGAAUACAGAAAUGCUAAAAAAAAGGGAAUAUAAAUAAGGUCCAAAGCCCAUAGGCUUCAUUUAACUUUAAGCACUUUACUAACCAUAGUAUAACAUUUACUAUAAAACAUGCAGUUUUGUAGAACGGUUGUCAGGUUUACAGUAGUUUUGGAUCCUCCUGAACUUAUAAUACAAUCCUAGUGGAUUUAUCUCCAAUAGGAAAACUAUUGAAUGUUUAGAUUAUUAUUAUUAUUUUUUUAAAAGAUCGUUUGCAUGCAUUUAAAGGAACAAAUGCUGAAACCCGUGUCCGUGACUCAUUUUGUAUGGUUUUCUUUGUCCUGAGGAUGACAGAUAAAGGCAAGGAAUAGUUUGAACAGGACAGUGUGUAAAUAUAGUGUAUAAAUAGUGUACACCCUCAUUCUAAACACAUUUUGAAAGGGAAGGAAACCAACGGUUCACUUACCCCACUGUGUAGACACUAACAUUCUGAUAAUCCAGACAAAUCCUUAGGCCCGAGGGAAUGUAAAAGGCAAAAUGAAGGUGUACUUGUAUAUGAAAUUAUUUUGGAGGUUACAGCAACUGCAUCAAACAGCAUCCUUUUUGCCUUUAUAAGUCCUCCGUCAUAUUUCUAAAUAGCUGCUGUAAAAGCUUUGUCGAAUUCAGAAACUUGUCAUCUAAUGAAUAUUGUGGAAAAAAUCAAAUCCAAAUUCAAAUUUAUUUGUAUAGCUCUUUUAACAAUGGAAAUCGUCUCAAAGCAGCUUUACAGAAUAUGGACAUUAAACAAAAAGUUAAUAUAAAUAUUAAUAUAAUAGAAUAAUAUUAGACUUAUAUUACGUGUUUGCAUUUAUCCCCAAUGAACAAGCCUGUGGUGACAGUGGCAAGGAAAAAAUCCCUUAGAUGGUAAAGGAAGAAACCUUGACUCUUGGAACCUCAUCCUCAUUUGGGUGACACUCUAGGGUGCAAUUAUAAAUAUACAGUUCGACAAUUGUGUAUUGAUGAGGAAUUUCUUGUUUUCAAAGACCACAUGUAGUAGACCACAUCUCCUCUUAGAAUGUCAGAACAUUUUAUGAAGCAGAGUCCAACUGGAGCGGGUACAUCUCUAGAUGCCUCAGGAUCCUCACAGGGUUAGCCUCAUCUCAAUGAAAUCGAAAAUCUGACAAAAAGUCUUCUAUAUUUUCACUGCAAUAAUAAUUUUCAUCCCUGUUGGUUGUGUUUUUGUCUUGCUAAAGGACAUUCCUUUAGUGUGGUGCAGGGUGUGACCUUCUAACUACAUUUUUUAAAUAAUUUCUUUACCAAUUUUUUGACUGUAUGACUUAAUCUUCCAAGAUUGCACAAUUAAAAAAGUAUGAUUACAGGAAAAGCUCAGUAUUAACACCAGUGUCACAUGAUAUGAAAGCAUUGCAUUGAAAAUAACCCAGUUGCAAUAAGCUUAUAGAGAUCAUGUUAACUCUGUACACAAGUGUUCAAAAUAUUAUCAACAGUAUUUCAGGAACAGUUCUGCAUUGUUAUAAUGUUUACAUGAUUGAAACCGAUGGCUUGGAUGCUACCGAUAAAUAGCUCAUGUUUUUAUCUGAUACUAUAUAUCAUGCAAAUGAAUCAAUGUCUUUGUAUGGUUUGAAGAUAAAUACAUGUAUAUGGAAUGUACAGAAUCUGUGUAUAUAUCUAAUAUACAAAUUGUGGAGAAAGAAAUAAGUAAACAUUACAAGUGUUAAUAAAAUAUGCAAUACACAA
This is a messenger RNA of Tachysurus vachellii, 3737 nucleotides long. RefSeq lists its product as uncharacterized. The coding region runs from base 940 to 1578 and encodes 212 amino acids. Lineage: Eukaryota; Metazoa; Chordata; Actinopteri; Siluriformes; Bagridae. The record is from RefSeq and is a predicted model, not a curated record. The transcript has 3 exons.